Molecule: messenger RNA, 481 nt
Organism: Argentina anserina (silverweed cinquefoil)
Lineage: Eukaryota; Viridiplantae; Streptophyta; Magnoliopsida; Rosales; Rosaceae
Exons: 3
Coding region: 113-481 (122 amino acids)
Source: RefSeq, a predicted model, not a curated record
CGAACCCCCAAAAAAUUCAAAUCCAAAAUUUCGGGAAUUUCCCACAUACAAGAUUCAAAAAUCAAGAACAAGAAGAAGGAUCCCCAAUUCCCCUCUCUGGGCAUGUUUAGAAAUGGAUUUCUUCGCGAUGAAAAGGAGACAACUUCAGGAGUUGUGCAAGCAGCACAAGAUUCGUGCCAACAUGAAGAACGUCGAAAUGGCCCAGGCCUUGACUCUACUUCUUCACAAGAAGAAUGAGGAAUCUGUGAGUGAUGUUGAGCCGGCUGAGGGACAGUUGGGAUUAAAUGAAAUGGCAAUUGAUUCGGUCACAAGUCCGAAAACUAAGAAAGUGAAGUUCAGUCCCGACAAUGAGACCUUUUACUUUGUGGCUACUGACAAGGACUCGGAUUCUGAUUGUGAUUACGGUCCGAAGAAGAAGCGGGGUGGAAGAGGAAGAAGGAAGUCUGUGGGGGAAGAAGGAAGUCGAAGUGGUGGAGAUUAA